This is a messenger RNA of Striga hermonthica, 1935 nucleotides long. The record is from the annotation of a GenBank genome assembly. NCBI's taxonomy places the organism in Eukaryota, Viridiplantae, Streptophyta, Magnoliopsida, Lamiales, Orobanchaceae.
AUGGAUAACAGCAGCUUUGGUGGUUCUUUAAUGGCGGAUGCUGAUGGGCUGUUGAGAGGAGGUUCUCACGAAACAGGUGUGAGGAGUGGUGAUUUGUACACAGAGCUUUGGAAGGCAUGUGCAGGGCCUUUGGUGGAUGUUCCCUGCAAGAGAGAAAGAGUCUAUUACUUUCCUCAAGGUCACAUGGAACAACUGGAGGCAUCAACAAAUCAGGAAUUGCAUCUGCAAAUCCCCCAAUUCAAUCUGCCUUCGAAGAUCCUUUGUCGUGUUGUUCACAUUCAGUUAUUGGCUGAGCAAGAAACAGAUGAGGUGUAUGCCCAGAUCACUUUACACCCAGAACCAGAUCAAACUGAGCCGACUAGUCUUGAUCCACCCGAACCUGAAGCCCCGAAGCAAAGAGUUCACUCUUUCUGUAAGAUAUUGACAGCUUCGGAUACAAGCACUCAUGGUGGUUUCUCCGUUCUUCGAAAGCAUGCUAAUGAAUGCCUUCCUCUAUUGGAUAUGAGCCAACCAACUCCAACCCAGGACUUGGUUGCCAAAGAUCUGCAUGGGUAUGAGUGGCGGUUCAAGCACAUAUUCAGAGGUCAACCCAGGAGGCAUUUACUUACGACUGGAUGGAGUACUUUCGUCACCUCAAAGAGAUUAGUCGCUGGUGACUCCUUCGUUUUCUUGAGAGGUGAAAAUGGGGAGUUACGAGUGGGUGUACGCCGUUUUGCACGUCAACAGAGUUCAAUGCCACCUUCGGUAAUUUCAAGCCAGAGCAUGCAUCUUGGGGUGCUUGCAACUGCAUCACAUUCUAUCACAACUCAAACCCUCUUUGUCGUGUAUUAUAAGCCAAGGACAAGCCAGUUCAUUAUCGGGCUAAACAAAUACUUAGAGGCAGUCCAACAUGGAUUUACGGUUGGUAUGAAAUUCAGAAUGAGAUUCGAAGGAGAAGAUUCCCCUGAGAGAAGGUUCACGGGUACGAUUGUUGGUGUUGAGGAUUUAUCUUCCCAGUGGACCAACUCCCCAUGGCGGUCAUUUAAGGUUCAAUGGGAUGAACCAGCAAGUAUAUUGCGUCCUGACCGGAUCUCCCCAUGGGAAAUCGAGCCUUUUGUACCUUCAGCUUCUGCAGAUGUACCACAGCCAGCUACAAAGAUCAAAAGGCCUCGACCUCUAGAUAUGCCUCUCAAUGCUCUUUGGCCUCCGAAGCAGAAAGAUAUUAGUGUGUGGUCCGCUGUGUCGCACAUGAACGGUUCUCUAAAGAGCCCAUUUCGAGAAUCUACAGAAGAGAAUAAAAAUGUGCCAGCUGUCCGGUCAAAGGAAGCUAAUUGUCUCGACCAAGUUCAAGGGACGAAAAAGUUUGAGAGCUCAUCCGUGUGCCGGCUUUUCGGCAUUGAUUUGAGGAACAAUUCUAACAAUGUCCCUGUUCCAAACAUUGUUUCUAACUGUGAAAAUUCAAACUCGACAAAAGAGAAAAAGCAAGUGCAUUUGGAGGUUCCGGUAAAUUCUUCAUCCAGAACUCGGAUAAAGGUUCAAAUGCAAGGGAUUGCUGUUGGGCGUGGUGUUGACUUAAAUUCUUUUAACGACUAUGAUGAACUUAUUGCGGAGCUUGAGAAAAUGUUCGAGAUAAAGGGGGAGCUUUGUCCUCGUAAAAAAUGGGAGGUCGUUUACACAGACAAUGAGGGGGACAUGAUGCUCGUGGGCGAUGAUCCAUGGCCGGAAUUUUGCAAGAUGGCUAAAAAGAUUUGUAUAUACUCGAGCGAGGAAGUGAAGAAGAUGAGCCCCAAAUGCAAGCUUCCUCUAACGUCACUAGACGGAACCCUCGCGGUCACGAACGUCGUUAUCCAUCCGGUUGACCCGAAGUUCGACCUGUCUGACCGUCAUGUGCCAGAUUUCCCGGCGUUACAUGCUGCCAACCCCCCGUCGUCUGAAUCGACUCGAGUCCUAAAGUGA